GAAGUAAUCUGGGCACAUUUAGAGCAAGCCAGCAGCCAUGUUUUGGGGGCUUGCUUUUAUAGCGUUGUUCGGUAGCCUGAGCCAUGCUUUUUUCAUGAGUGGGUCUGACAGUAAUGUUUACGGUCGGCACAAAGAUAGCUGGGGAUUCACUACUGACCACAAGAUCUACUCGCAUUUAGUUAUUCCUCCAUGGACUAGACCCUUCAAAAUCGGGUACUGCACGAGCUGGGAGUGGAACACGGAUAGGAAAUACCGGGAUCAGAGAAUCGCUAUCUGCAAAAAGUUCUCCAAAGGAAAGCACGAGUGUGAUUCCGAGUCCGGCUUCUGUGACACCAAGUGUCCCUUUACCAAUGGCAGCUACCCGUUCUGGCGCCUGCGCAAUGCGGCUGAUGUGCCAUUCUUGUGGGCGAUUUCCACCCUGCAGAUGUACGAGACACCUUUCUCAAAGAGACCGCUGACCACUGAUCCGCACAAGGGUUACGCCAGUAGCUACUUCGGUCCAGGCUUCACUCCGAGUAAUGCAUUUGAUAACAACGAGGAUACCCUGUGGUUAUCCAACGGCGCAGCUCCCCCAGGUAUGCAGUGGAUUGGGUACGAGUUUGAUCACCCUGUCUACGUGGGGUCCGUCAGACUGGCGGCCGAGGCGGACAAGCCCGAGCGAGCGCCAUCCAUGAUCUACGUGGAGGCCUCGUGCGAGAAGUACUUCAAAAACUUCGUGACCGCAUGGGUGAUCAAUAACCCAGAAAGGGAAGCCAGCAAGCGGUUUAGCGUGUUCAGUAACGCCAAGUUUACAACUCUGGGCGCGAGUGGCCGUCUGGGUCCAGUAGGUGUUGGGCGACACUAUAGCGGCAUGGACCAUGAGGGCCAGGUCAGCCUGAGAAAGGGUGUUCAGCUGUGGAAGGUACCGGCCACAGGCACAUACAGCAUCGAGGCAGCGGGGGCUGCGGGCGGAUACGACAAGUUCAGCGUGGGAGCCAACAGAUUUCGGGGACGUGGUGCGCGGGUGAAGGGUAACUUCAAGCUGAAGAAGGGCGAGUUACUGAAGAUCUUGGUCGGUCAGGAGGGGACCAACAACCCCAUCUCAGGCGGAGCAGGGGGAGGGGGAGGGACAUUUAUCCUGAAGGAGGACAACACCCCCCUUAUUGUCGCCGGUGGCGGCGGUGGUGUUGAUAAGUUAAAGGGGGAUUCACCUCGUUGCCAUGGUAGUAUCAACGAAGACGGUAACCCUGGUUACGGCGGCUCUCAGUUCCGCGGAGGCUCUAGUGGAAACGGCGCAGAAGAAGGUGACAACGGCUACUCAGGGGGAGGAGGUGCGGGACUCAACAGCAAUGGCCGCAACAACAAAAACUUCGGUGGCUCGAGAGGUACUGGGGGAGAAGGCGGCAAGUCCUUCCUUGCAGGUGGUGCUGGCGGUCGCUCCAAUCAGAAUGACGUCGAAGGCGGCUUUGGCGGCGGCGGAGGGCCAAACGGUGCCGGAGGGGGAGGGGGUGGUGGAGGUGGCUACUCAGGGGGUGCUAGUGGGUCACGCUCUAACUCCUGUGGGGGAGGGGGUGGCUCGUAUAAUGCAGGUAGUGACAAGUCCCAACAGGCAGGCGCUAAUAAUGGUGCUGGAUAUGCGCUCGUCUCUCUAGUAAGCUUUAACUAGACUUUAGGUAUUUCCACUUUUAUUUUGACCAUUUAACUUUUUUUUGACAUUUUUUUCUCUUCUUAAUUUUUUUUGCUUUUUUUACCUUUUUCAUACUCAUUUCAGGCUACAGCUAAAACUCAUCUUGUACCUUAACACCACCAUAUGUCAUAGUAACCAAUGCCGUAAUAAAGCCACCGUUUUGUUAA
This is a messenger RNA of Nematostella vectensis (starlet sea anemone), 1833 nucleotides long. RefSeq lists its product as uncharacterized. Lineage: Eukaryota; Metazoa; Cnidaria; Anthozoa; Actiniaria; Edwardsiidae. The coding region runs from base 38 to 1645 and encodes 535 amino acids. The transcript is spliced from 7 exons. The record is from RefSeq and is a predicted model, not a curated record.